Molecule: messenger RNA, 2635 nt
Organism: Nilaparvata lugens (brown planthopper)
Lineage: Eukaryota; Metazoa; Arthropoda; Insecta; Hemiptera; Delphacidae
Product: gamma-tubulin complex component 2
Exons: 13
Coding region: 20-2065 (681 amino acids)
Biological process (GO): spindle assembly; mitotic cell cycle; cytoplasmic microtubule organization
Cellular component (GO): spindle pole; centrosome; equatorial microtubule organizing center
Molecular function (GO): gamma-tubulin binding; microtubule minus-end binding
Source: RefSeq, a predicted model, not a curated record
UUGCAGCAAACUUGUAAAGAUGGCGGCCAAACUGCAGGUGCGAAAGAGCGCCAAAUCGGAGUCACGUGGUGGCCCACCAAUGCCAGCUCACUCAGACAUCACCGACUGGAGCUCAGUGCGGCCCUUCAUGUCCAUGGACUUCUUCGAUCCCCCCAACAGCCAGUCGGCUGCGCCGCUAUCUGAAAUUCCAGCUUUAUCUCAGGAAAGCAUUCUGAUUGAUGACUUGCUAUUCUGUUUGUCGGGGUUUCCGGGGAAAUACAUAAUUCCCGAGCCGCUUGAGAGACCUUAUGAUGCUCGCACUUUCCAGAUAUGCAAUUCUAUUGAGCCGUCGCUGAGAGAUCUGGUGCAGCAGAUUCUGCCGUUGGCGUCGCACUACUCGGUGAUAGCGCGCUUCAUACAGGAGAAGCGACUGUGUGUCUGGGGAAGGGUGAACCAUGCUCUCACCUCUGCCAUGGAUACCCUCAGGCAAGAUUAUCAGGUAUUCAUCGCCCAGCUGGAGACGCAACAUCGUCGACAUCAACUGGAUUUGCAUAAAUUGUGGUACUAUGCACAGUCGACCCUAUUCUCAAUGGAGAUGCUUGCCAAGAUUGCAACCACCAUAAGUUUGGCUGAAGCGAGAGGCGGACGGACGUUGUCGAUUCUACACGACGAGACGGCGCACAGUUUCGCCGAUUCCAAGAUCCAAGAUCUGUGCCUGUAUCUAACUAGGGCAGCGGCCGAGCCUUACUUCCAGUCGCUGCAGACCUGGCUCAACAAGGGCAUUGUCUUCGAUCCUUACGAUGAGUUUAUGGUGGAUGUUAAUACAUCAGUUAAAACGGACCUCGACCAAGUUACCGAUCAGUAUUGGGACAAGAGAUACACAAUCAAGUCCCACAACGUACCUGUCUUCCUAGAACACGUUCAAGAAAUAAUACUCAGGACUGGAAAGUAUUUGAACGUAAUCAGACAAGCUAACGAUCUCACUCCUGGCAAGAAUAAAUGUGAGGUGUUCCCAAUCGAAACAAUGGUGUACAGCUUGAAAGGGCGGGAUUACCUUAAUAUCAUUGAAAAGGCCUACAAGUCAGCCAGUAAACAGCUGUUGAAUUUACUGCUUGAAGAAUACGACAUCAUCGGUAGAAUACGAUCGGUGAAACGUUACUUCCUGCUGGAACAGGGUGACUUCAUAGUGCAGCUGAUGGACUUGUGCGAGGACGAGCUGAGCAAACCUAUUGAAGAGGCCACGCCCAGCCGGCUGCAGGCCCUCAUGGAGCUGACAGUGCGCACCUCCCUUGGCAAGCACGACCCCUACAAGGAUGACAUCACCCUUGUCCUCCUGCCCUACAAGCUGCCCUUCCAGAUAUUCAAGAUACUUUCCAUAUCCACCGACGAGGAAAAAGAGUACAAACAGCAGGACAGUUCGAAGAACAUGACCGCACUGGACGCAGUGACGUUCAGCAUCCAGUCAAAAUGGCCGCUGUCGCUGAUUUUCAACGAACGCGUCAUCGCCAGCUACCAGAUGCUCUUUCGACAGCUCUUGUUCUGCAAACACGUCGAACGCUCUUUGUGUCGGGUGUGGAUCUGCGACAAGGCUGUUAAACUGUUGCCGCGAAGUGAGGGCAGUGGCUAUCUGUGUGCUUUCUCCCUCCGCCAGCGAAUGCUCUUCUUCACACAAAAUCUCGAGUAUUAUAUGAUGGCUGAGGUCAUUGAGCCCCAGUGGCUAAAGUUUCUCGAACGGAUGCAGAAGGUGAGCAAUAUUGAUGAUGUGCUGACAGAACAUUGGUCUUACCUGAACUGCUGUCUCAAGGACUGCAUGUUUAUGAAUCCAGUUCUGCUGAAGACCAUUCGUAGGCUCAUGAACGUCUGCCUCGAGUUCUGCGACUUUAUUCAGAGCGUUGAAGAUUCGCUACUGGAAAAACAGAACCAGAGCUUCAGCCAGAACAUUGCUCGCUUGGAUGAGGAGUUCACCGCACUGCUUGCCGUUCUGUUGAAGACUAUUGCUUCACUGGGUCGCGAGGAGGGGGUUGACAAAUUAUGUAACAUACUGUACAGAGAGGACUUCAACAGUUACUACAGUAAAUAUUUGUAAAUUGUUGGAGUAAAACAUUCCCUGGAGGGAUAAACAUCAUCCGAAGUCAUUCCCCUGCUUUGAAACCAACUUCUACAUCAUCGAUCAGUGUUAGUAGUGAUUUAUUAUGAAUUUCAGACAGCUUUGAACUAUGCAUACAAGAGCUGAUUUAACCUAUAGAUCUCAGAUCAAAAUUACAAAUCUUCAAAAUUUUGUUUUUAGUGUGCUAAUAUUAUUGAAAUGCCAUAAUAAAAGGAUCUCUAACAGUUUUUGAUCAAUCCAAUUUCAUAAACAUUAUACAUAAUAAUAAUUAUUUAACAAAAAUCCAAAUUAAUAUGCUAUCAAUUUCCUUGAAGACUUCUGUGACUGCAGAUAUAAGGGUUCACAAAUAUACGACAUGUAUGUAAAACAAUUUAUUAUCAUUAUAUUUUGUUAAAAUUAACAUAGUUGUUAUUUACAAUUUUGAUCUUACUUUUUAUACAACAUCAGAUGUGUAACCUCAGGUUUCACGACAUCAAUAGCUGUUCCAAAAUGGUGUGUGUUCAAUACAGAGAAUGGUCAGGCGUUCCGAGAGAGAGAGAGAGAGAGAGA